Messenger RNA from Colossoma macropomum (tambaqui), 5976 nucleotides. RefSeq names its product Rac/Cdc42 guanine nucleotide exchange factor (GEF) 6 (gene arhgef6). NCBI's taxonomy places the organism in Eukaryota, Metazoa, Chordata, Actinopteri, Characiformes, Serrasalmidae. The transcript has 23 exons. The coding region runs from base 981 to 3311 and encodes 776 amino acids. Gene Ontology annotation, molecular function: guanyl-nucleotide exchange factor activity; protein binding. The record is from RefSeq and is a predicted model, not a curated record.
CCACCUCUCCAACAUCAAAUCAAAAGACAAAUGGCUCUUUGAGGAUAUUAAGAUGAAACCUUCCACCAAAGGACUAUUUCCUCAAUGUAGUGUAAGUCCCCCUAAUUACAAAUCCAGACCAUUAUUUCAGUGGACCUAUAUUGAACAUGUAGAAAGUUGCCUUAGGUUUUAACAAAAGCCAGAGCCACUCACAAGCAUGCCCAUCCUAACAAAGGAGACAACUUGGAAAGACCCAGUUCUAUCAUUCAGCCUGGAAAGUAACUGGAAGCUCAAUAAAAUUGGACCUUUGAUUCUUUUGAGAAACUUGUUUAUUCAUAAUUACCAUUUCAUUGCUAUAGCAGGAUAUUAAUUGGAUUUUUUUCUUGUUGCAGGAUGAACAUGAUGGGAAUGUGAAUGAUGGGAUCAUAGCUGCUUUAAAGCUCAUGGGCAUUUGUUGUUUUUUGGCCAUGUGCAGUGCAUUCUGCUUCAAGAAGAUUGAGCGCAAGGCUGACCAGGUUGGAGUCCUGUAGAUGGAGCUGAACCCACAUGUGGAGUGAUGUUUGAUGCAUUGCAUGUAAAUAAAUAUUUAAAAUGAUCUGACCUCUUGUGCAGUUAUUUGUCUCCCUCCACUGACUGAAAAGAAUGAAUGUUUAAUGUGAAAUCUGUUGCUCACUAGUAGUCUGUAACGUAAAGGAAGCUCUAGGCAACGUGCUGAAACCUACAUGUUCUCAUAUUACACACAUGGAUCAGGUGUCUAGUGUGGAGCAGGCUUCACAAGAAAAAUAACGCUUCAUUAAGUGGAAUCAAUACAUGAAAACCGUUAGAUGGUACAACGUCCUCGUCCUGGAGGACUUCCCUGCAGCGUCGCGGAGUCGGCUCGCUACUGGUUUUAACGCUGUUCCGCAAAGCAGAAGUGCUACGGAUGUGGGUAGCAUCUGUCCCGUCCUACUCGCAGCACCAGCGGUGCUGCAGAACUCGGCGAGGCCCGGUGAUCCCGAGCUAUGAACCCAGAGGAGCAGACCGUAACGUGGCUCAUAUCCUUAGGAGUUCUUAAUUCCCCGAAGAAGAACAUCGCCGAUCCGGAGGGCUUCCUGAAAGCCUCGCUGAGAGAUGGGGUCGUUUUGUGUAAGCUUAUGGAACGGCUGGUACCCGGAUCCGUUCAGAAGUAUUGCCCGGAACCCAAAUGCGAAGCGGACUGUAUAGCCAACAUUCGAGAGUUUCUGAAAGGAUGUCUCUCCUUAAAGGUUGAGUGUUUUGAACCGGAGAGCUUAUACUCGGGGGAGAAUUUUGGCAAGGUUCUGUCUACGCUGUUGGCGAUAAACAUCGUCACUCAAGAUCGUGGUACUGAGAGGUCAUGUCCACCACCCAGUUCUCCUGCUCCUAACCUAUCGACCCCCUCGUCAUCCAACUUGAAGUCUAACAAGUCCUUGCGGCGACAAUCAAAAGCAGUGGAGAUGUCGGAGAAUGGAGGGGGAACCCAGCUGGUAGUGAAGGCGCGCUUCAACUUCAAGCAGAACAACGAGGACGAGCUGUCCUUCAAAAAGGGCGAGCUAAUCCACGUCACACGCCAGGAGGAGGGUGGCUGGUGGGAGGGCAACCUCAAUGGCAAGACCGGCUGGUUCCCCAGCAACUAUGUCAGAGAGGUCAAGCCAUGUGAAAAACCAAUCUCGCCUAAAGCUGUGAAAGGGUUCGACGUUCCUCAGCUGACCAAAAACUACUACAAUGUGGUGGUGCAGGACAUCCUGGAGCACGAGCGUGAGUUUGUAAAGGAGCUGCAGAGUGUGCUCACCUGCUACUUACGCCCUCUACAAGCCAGUGACAAGCUCUCCAGUGCAGACAGCAGCAGCCUGUGUGGGAACUUGGAGGAAAUACUCACUUUCCAACAAGGACUCUGCGUGGCUUUGGAGGAAUGCGCAAAGAUGCCGGAGUGUCAGCAGCGUCUGGGCGGCUGUUACUUGAACCUGAUGUGCCAGAUCAGAAUCCUCUACCUGUCUUACUGCUCCAGCCACCCCUCUGCAGUCUGUGUGCUCACUGAUCACAGUGAGGAGUUGGAUAAGUUCAUGGAGAGCCAGGGAGCCAGUGCUCCAGGCAUUCUGACUCUGACCACCAACCUGAGCAAGCCCUUCAUGAGGCUGGAGAAGUAUCCCACCCUACUACAGGAACUGGAGAGACACAUGGAGGAAGGCCAUCCAGAUUACAGUGACAUUCUAAAGGCAACUGUUGCUUUUAAAAGCCUUGUGACACAAUGCCAGGAGCUGCGUAAACGAAAGGACCUAGAGCUGCAGAUCUUGUCUGAGCCAGUGCGGGGCUGGGAGGGAGACAACAUCAAAUCUCUGGGCCAGGUGCUCUACAUGUCACAGGUCCACGUGCAGAGCAAUUCAAGUGAGGACAAGGAGGAGCGGUACUUCAUGCUGUUUCCCAAUGUGCUGAUUAUGUUAUCUGCCAGCCCACGAAUGAGUGGCUUUAUCUACCAGGGACGUCUCCCACUCUCAGGGACUACAGUGACCAAGCAGUUGGAAGAUGCAGAGUUGGGUCAUUAUGUCUUUGAGAUCACAGGGGGGAUGAUUGACCGCAUCACGGUCUUCUGCAGUAGUUCCCAGGACCUGCAGGAAUGGCUGGAACAUCUGCAUGCCAAAGGUGGAAGCCCAGUUGGAACCAACAUUAAGAAUGUUGAAAGCAAGCCUAUGAGCGUCACCGGCGCCCAGUCCCACCAGAGCCAUUUGCAGGGGUUCAGCACGGCCAUGGGCAACCGAGGCCCACUGGAGCCCCCCAAGAUCACCAAGCCAUGGUCCCUGAGCUGCCUGAGACCAGCUCCUCCUCUGAAACCUUCUGCUGCAUUAGGCUACAAAGAGAGGAUGUCUUAUAUCAUGAAGGACACCAGCAAGAGCCCUAAACCCAUCAAGAAAUUCCUUCCGAAGAGAAAGACUGAGAGAAAACCAUCAGAUGAUGAAUUUUUGCUGAGAAAAAGUACUGUAGCACUGGAAGAAGACGCCCAGAUUCUGAAGGUGAUCGAGGCCUACUGCACUGGAGCCAGCCUGCACCAGACCACAACAGCUGUCCGGAAGGAGGGUGUCCCCCAGGUCCUGUUACCAGAAGAGGAAAAGAUUAUUGUAGAAGAGAUGAAGAGCAACGGUCAGACCAUCAUUGAGGAGAAAAGCCUUGUUGAUGCUGUUUAUGCGUUAAAAGAUGAGGUCCAUGAGUUAAAGAAGGAGAACAAGUGGAUGAAGCAGUGUCUGGAGGAGGAGCAGAAAUCCCGCAAAGAGCUUGAGCGUGUGGUGAGGAAGCUGGCUAAACAGAAGAAUGACUGCGCGUGGGAAGACGGAGGCCACUAAGUAACAUUUCUGAGCGUUCUCCCCUUUCGCGAGCGUGUGUGUAUGUGUGAGUGAGUGUGUUAGUGUGGGUGGGUUGCUAGAUUUGCGUGUAUCUCAGCUGUGUCUGCUCUGCGCGUCGCGUUGAGAAAGUCAUCCUGUCUUGGGUAAAGCGUUUCUUUUUUUGUUUGUUUUUUUAAGAAAAAUGUUUCUUUGAUUGCUGUCACUGGCUCAGUUCAGUGCUAGCUCUAUGCUGAAGAGGGUCAUGCAGUGUGUGUUUAGUUCCUGUGAUGUGUGCAGUGAUGCAAGUCUGCAAGAAAGUGGCUCAAACAUGUUUGCAGUAGAUCGGCAUCUCCUACAUAAAGUGAGGAGUUUGUUGAAGUUGUGAAGGUUCAUUGCUAUGGUUCGGAGCACGACAUGUGACUCCAAAAGCACUGUACUGGACUGUUCACUCUGUUUCUUGGAUUUUCUACACACCGACAAUCCAAUAUGCAGUAUAACUCGGACAGAUGAAAAAUUUACUUUUAAGUGGAGAUGUUUUCCUGCUUUUUUCUUUCACCCUCAGAGACUGAAUUUUCACCACACUUGAGGGAGGAGAAAGUGCGACAGAGGACUUUCAUUGAACCAGAGAAAACUAAACAACAUUACAACUGGAGCCGUUUCUCCGUAAGACAGAUAACAAAGUGCGCAUGCUCAGUUGGUGACGGAAGCAUCAUUCAACAAGUGUGCAACAAGCUCUAAGUGUGGCCAUAUAUCUUUAUACAUGAAAGUACCUUAAAUGGGACACUGGCAGACACUUUCAAUCAAACUUUUUCAUAUUUCUUUUAUUUCUGUUACUGUAUGUUCAAAACGCAAAGGAGAGAAACCCAUUUGAUUAAGGGAGCAUUUAUGCUCUAUUUGAGGAAUAUGGGCGCUAUAGGAUGUUUUCUGUUGCACAUUAAAGACAUGAGAUGCCCUGGUUGCCAUCUUGAAAUUAUAUACUUAUUACUUCUUCUUAGCUCCAAGCUGUACUAUGAAAGAUAUGUCAGCAUAGCUUAUGUAUUGUGUAGGCCAUCUAAAAUAUUCCCUUAAACUGUAUCUGUUACAAUCUACUGUACAGUAUUUCUAUACCAUUCUUCUUAUUAGAUAAUCUUGUCAUCGUCAGGCUAGUGCAAAGCUGUCAGGGAUGCAGUAGUCAUAGAAAUAUCAUAGCAAGAUUGAAAUCCUAUUAAUAUACAACAUAUAAUGUACGUAUAUCAUAUAUACUUACAUACGGUAUAUUAUAGCUAAUAUGUCCAAAAGGUAACCAUAUAAGCUUUCAUAUUGAGAAAAUAUACAGCAAUUGAUUCAUUGCCUCCUUAUUCUGAGGUUUAAAAAUGUAUUUAUUUUUCAUCCAAAUAGUUCUGUGUUGACAACAUGUAUAUCUGGUACCUGAGUCCUUCCGAGGAGGUCUCUUACUGUGCGCUUCGGCCUUGCACCUGGUGGUUGUGGUGGCUGAUUUUCACCAUAAUGUUGAGCAAGUCUCCUUCCUUAAGGGAAUACGCCAGCGUUUUUAAACCUGACCCAUAUCUGCCUCAUCUGCAGCAUACGGUCGAUAACCACGGACAGUAAUUUUACAGGAAUGGUUCAAUAAGAAAUCACAUUUACACAAUUUUCCACUUACCUUAUUACUACUUAGUUGGUCAGCCAAGGUGUCCAGAUUGUGCUUCUUUAGUUUAUGAGGCUAGCAUUGCUUACAAACACUAGAAGUCAAUAGUCACCCAAAUAUUUUCUGUGAACACAUCUGGAAAAACUUCAACGUGGUUUAGCACUCAGUAUGAUUUACUGUGAACUGUAAAAAUGAUGUAAAAAUUCACUAGCUGAACGCAGCUGCUGCUGCACGUCACAUGCACGCUAGUCAUGCAGGCAGAUGGACGCUACAGAUUACGAUCAUAUAACUACAACAUAUAACUUUCAUUUUCUAUUUGAGGACAUAUCAUUGCUGUCAAAACAAAACCUUGUAUCUCCAUUUUUUUGUUUUUGUUACAGAUUUAGAAAAUGCCAGCUGCCCUUUACAUUGUAUGAAAUUUUCAAUACAAGUGAUCCAAACUUAGAAUAAUAUCUUGUUACAUUAACUUGCAUUGGAAGUUAAAAAUGUUCCAAUAAGUUUAAAACUAGAAACGACAUAAAUCACAAAUCUAGCAUGACAAAGGGGAGCCACAUUCUGUGGAGGAGGUGGAGUAACACCGACAAGUCUUCACACCCUUGAUGAAGACGAGGUAGCGGUUUUGGUGCAGUUUUAGGUGUAUUUUAAUUGGAAAAAUGUUGGUCUGUCCGCGAUGACAGCCAAACAUUACCAAGCACAUCUUGACAGAUAUAUGUGGGGUAAGUGUGAAAUUAAAUGUAAAAGUGUGACAUUUUUUGCUGAACCGUUUCUUUAAUGCAUUUCACUGUACGUAGUAAAGAAACUGAAAAAUCGUUCUCUCUGAAUACACUUUUAAUGGCAGUCUGUGGGAGGGUGCUGAAACACCUGUUCCUUCGCUUCUAUUAUAAGUACUUCUUUUUUAAGUACAAAGUUAAUAGGUUACAAAAUGACAACAGAAAUCAACAGCAAAAGCUAAUUAAAAGCUAUACCUAAAUGAGGGGAAAAACGUUGGACUAUUCCUUUAAAACCUGUGGGGCAAACUGCAACCGAUUAUAUGAGAAAGAGUUUGUCUCUGUGUCACCAGUG